AUGGCGGAGCUCUAUGGGAUUAACACCGAGGGAGCCUCCGUUGAGGAGGAGGUCUUGGAACGUGAUCUGGAAAAGUUUUUGGAGAGUGCUCGCCUCUCCAAGUACAUGCAGGCCUGCCCAAAAACAGGCAAAAGACAGGAUGCAGCAGGCCAUGCAUUUUGCAAGCCUACCAGCAUCGCAAGAAUUCAGCAGGCUGCGCUGGACUGGCCCAAGCCAAAGUUUCUCUUGUGUCCGCACUGUUGCUCAAUCAGAAUUGUCAGCCGAUGCAGAUGA
Symbiodinium necroappetens is the source of this 273-nucleotide messenger RNA. The record is from the annotation of a GenBank genome assembly. NCBI's taxonomy places the organism in Eukaryota, Dinophyceae, Suessiales, Symbiodiniaceae.